Messenger RNA from Helianthus annuus (common sunflower), 576 nucleotides. RefSeq lists its product as uncharacterized. The record is from RefSeq and is a predicted model, not a curated record. The transcript has a single exon. Bases 1 to 576 code for a protein of 191 amino acids. Lineage: Eukaryota; Viridiplantae; Streptophyta; Magnoliopsida; Asterales; Asteraceae.
AUGGGUAAGUUUAACGGCUUAACUGACCCGGAUGAUCACGUCCAGUUAUUCACAAGUGUUGGUGUAGUGGGCGGAUGGAUCAUGCCUAUGUGGUGCCAUCUUUUUGUACAAACCCUGACAAGGGCGGCCAGCACAUGGUUCGACAGCCUCUCUGCAAGUAGAAUCAAGUCAUGGCUUGACUUGCAAGAGAAGUCCCUUGCCCACUUCAGUCGACAGAGGCGCUAUAAGCGGGAUACAUCUGAAGUCAUGAGCAUUUGGAGACGUGAAGGUGAAGGUUUGGAAUAUUUUAUCACUCGCUUUAACAAGGAGUUUCUAGAGAUUGGGGGCGUUAGCGAAGACUUGAUGCGCACCCACUUCAAAAAAGCAAUAAGUUGUGAUAGCCUGAUCCGGACUAUCAUAGGCAGAGAUGGUAUGCCCAAGGAAUGGGACAAACUGAUGGCAACAUCUAAGAUUGUGGUGCAAACAAAAGAGUCACUGACUGGUGGCAGGUCCAACCAUUACUCUGAUAAUCAGUAUUCAAGAAUCAAUGCACAAGACUCCAAUAGGCGCAACAAGAAAAACAAAAACUCUGGCUAG